GCGAGAGCCUUCCAGGCAGAAGCAACAGCCAGUGCAAAGGCCCUGGAUCAGGAAUAGAGCUGGCACGUUGGUGGAGCAGCCAGGAAGCUGCUGGAGCUGUGGAGGUCAUCUCUGACCCGCUUUAAGAUGGUGUCACUGAAGGUUUUGAGUGGAGGAGUGACAGUGACAUGGUUUGGCCUUAGUCCUCCUGUCUACUAAAUGUGAACAGUAGUAAUGCUUAUCUUAUGAGUCUGUUGUGAAGUCUGCUUGAGACAAGCCACAUAAGACACCUAGUGCGGUGCUAGUUAGCGUUCAGUAAAUGCCAGUGGCUAGUCCUGGGGCUGAGUGCCAGGGAAGUGGAUGGGGCAAAGUAUAUUUCCAGUAUAAGGUGGAGAGAGGGCUUUCCUUUAUUUUGGAGAGAGAAAUACCCGAAGACAGCAUGGGAAUUCCCUGGCGGUCCAGUGAUUAGGACUCCACUGCUGUGGGCCCGGGUUUGAUCCCUGGUCGGAGCUAAGAUCCCACAAGCCACGCAGUGCGGCCAAAAAAAAAAAAAGGAAAGACAGGAUGUUGUAAGGGUAACAGCGCGUACUCUGGAACCCCACUGCUUGCCUUCAACUCCUGGCCUUGCCACUUGUUAGUGGUAUGACUUUAGGAGAUUAAUUGACCUCCCUGGCCCUCAGUCUCUUCCUCUCUAAAAUGGGGUUAAUAAUCCUAACCAUCUUUUAGGGUUAUUGGGAAGAUUCAUUGAGUCGACACAUGUAAAGGAUUUAGGAGGGUACUGGGCAUGUAAAAAGCACUUGGUUCAGUGUUACAUGGUACUAUAUGUUACUAUUAUUGUUAUUACAGACUAGAGUUUCAUCACAAGGCAGCUUUGUUGUACCAGAAUGGCCCACAGGUCCUGGCAUCAGAGAGACCUGGAAUCUCAUACUUGCUUUCCCCUCCACUGGCUACAUGACUUUAGGGAAAUGACCCCCACUUCUCCUCAGUUUCCCUACAUAUAAAAUGGGUCCAGUAAUGGUACAGCACUAUUAUGAGGCAUCAAGGUGAUGGUACAUGUGAAGCUGGUCAGACAAUAAACACGAGCUGUCAUGACUGUGAUCGCGGUUGCUGUGGGACUCCUGCCCCUUGGGAGGGGCUCCCCCCAUCACACCACUCUGUGCAUGAAAUCCAUGGCACAUCUCCCCUUAGAAAGGUAGCAGUUUGAGGCUUGGGUCCCCUGAGAAAAGAAAUGUCUCUCAUUUACCAUUGGAAAUAAUUGUGGGCCUGAGCAGUUGUGUCCCCCAGUAACACCCCCUGUGCCUCUCCCAGCAGCAGUCCUUCAGCAGCUGCCCACCUGCCCUUGGGGCCCUCUUUGUAACAUCACUUCCACCAGAAUUCAUUCUCCUGGGAACACCCUGCCAACAUUAGCUGCAUCUCCACUAAAUGUCCCCCUUCCUCCCUCAGGUAGAUCUGGUCAGCAUAGUCUCAUCCCUUCACUCAUUCAACAAAUAUGUAUCAGUAGACAUUUACAGCUAUAAAUUUAUCUCUGAGCACAGCUUUAGCUGCAUCUCCUGUUUUGGGUCCCCCAUCUCCCACCCGCCCAGGAUGGAGGCCAACGCGGCGGGCAGCGGCGCCGGGGGCGGCGGGAGCAGCGGCCUAGGGGGUGAGGACGGGGUUCACUUCCAGAGUUACCCCUUUGACUUCCUGGAGUUCCUCAACCACCAGCGCUUCGAGCCCAUGGAACUGUACGGGGAGCACGCCAAGGCGGUGGCGGCGCUGCCCUGCGCCCCCGGGCCCCCGCCGCAGCCGCCGCCCCAGCCGCCGCCCCCGCAGUACGACUACCCGCCCCAGUCCACCUUCAAACCCAAGGCCGAGGUGCCCUCCUCAUCCUCGUCGUCCUCGUCGUCCUCUUCGUCGUCGUCCUCCCAAGCCAAGAAGCCCGACCCGCCCCUGCCGCCCGCCUUCGGGGCGCCCCCUCCUCCGCUCUUCGAUGCCGCCUUCCCGGCCCCGCAGUGGGGCAUCGUUGACCUCUCGGGACACCAGCACCUGUUCGGGAACCUGAAGCGCGGAGGGCCGGCAUCCGGGCCGGGGGCGACGCCGGGGCUAGCUGCCCCAACGGGGACGCCCGGGCCGCUCCCCGCGCCCUCGCAGACGCCGCCGGGCCCCACCGCGGGGGCGGCCUGCGAUCCAGCCAAGGACGACAAGGGCUACUUCCGGAGGCUGAAGUACCUGAUGGAGCGGCGCUUCCCCUGCGGCGUGUGCCAGAAGUCCUUCAAGCAGUCCUCGCACCUGGUCCAGCACAUGCUAGUGCACUCGGGGGAGAGGCCAUACGAGUGCGGCGUCUGCGGCCGCACCUACAACCACGUCUCCAGCCUCAUCCGCCACCGCCGCUGCCACAAGGACGUGCCGCCGGCCGCGGGGGGCCCGCAGCAGCCAGGCGCGCCGCUCCCACCGCUGGGCCUGCCCACGCCCGCGCCCGCCGCCGCCGCCGCCACCGCCGCCGCCCCCACCUCGGCGUCCUCCGGCCCCCUGGCCACGCCCGCCGCCCCCGCCGACGGCAACGCGACCCCCGCCGCCCCUGCGGGUCUGGGGGUGCCCCCUCCGGCGGCGGCGGCGGCGGUGGCAGCGGGGGGCGGCGACGGCCCGUUCGCCUGCACGCUCUGCUGGAAGGUGUUCAAGAAGCCCAGCCACCUGCACCAGCACCAGAUCAUCCACACGGGCGAGAAGCCCUUCUCGUGCUCCGUGUGCAGCAAGAGCUUCAACCGCAGGGAGAGCCUCAAGCGGCACGUGAAGACGCACUCGGCUGACCUGCUGCGCCUGCCCUGCGGUAUCUGCGGGAAGGCCUUCCGCGACGCUGCCUACCUGCUCAAGCACCAGGCGGCCCACGCGGGCGCGGGCGCGGCGGGGCCGAGGCCCGUGUACCCCUGCGACCUGUGCGGCAAGUCCUACUCGGCGCCCCAGAGCCUGCUGCGGCACAAGGCGGCCCACGCCCCGCCCGCGGCCCCUGACGCGCCCAAGGACGCGACGGCCUCCGUCCCGCAGCCCCCGCCCACCUUCCCCUCGGGACCCUACCUCCUACCCCCCGACCCCCCGGCCACAGACAGCGAGAAGGCGGCGGCGGCCGCGGCGGCGGUGGUGUACGGCGCCGUGCCCGUCCCGCUCCUGGGCGCUCACCCGCUGCUGCUCGGCGGGGCCGGUACCAGCGGGGCUGGAGCCUCGGGCGCCAGCGUCCCCGGCAAGACGUUCUGCUGCGGCAUCUGCGGGCGCGGCUUCGGGCGCCGCGAGACCCUGAAGCGCCACGAGCGCAUCCACACGGGCGAGAAGCCCCACCAGUGCCCGGUGUGCGGGAAGCGCUUCCGCGAGUCCUUCCACUUGAGCAAACACCACGUGGUGCACACCCGCGAGCGGCCCUACAAGUGCGAGCUGUGCGGCAAGGUCUUCGGCUACCCGCAGAGCCUCACCCGCCACCGCCAGGUGCACCGGCUCCAGCUGCCCUGCGCCCUGGCCGGGGCCGCCGGCCUCCCUGCCAGCCAGGGCGCGGCGGGGGCCUGUGGCCCGGGCGCUUCGGCCACGUCCGGGGGCGCCGCCGAUGGACUGAGCUAUGCCUGCUCGGACUGCGGCGAGCACUUCCCGGACCUCUUCCACGUCAUGAGCCACAAGGAGGCGCACAUGGCGGAGAAGCCGUACGGCUGCGACGCCUGCGGCAAGACGUUCGGCUUCAUCGAGAACCUCAUGUGGCACAAGCUGGUCCACCAGGCUGCUCCCGAGCGCCUGCUCCCGCCCGCGCCCGGCGGCCCGCAGCCCUCGGAUGGCUCCAGCAGCACCGAUGCGGCCAACGUGCUGGACAACGGGCUGGCCGGGGAGGUGGGGGCGGCCGUGGCGGCGCUGGCAGGGGUGUCUGGGGGCGACGAUGCGAGCGGGGCGACGGUGGCCGGGGGCGGCGGGGCCGCUGGUGCGGGCCCCGAGCGCUUCAGUUGUGCCACGUGCGGCCAGAGCUUCAAGCACUUCCUGGGCCUCGUGACUCACAAGUACGUGCACCUGGUGCGGCGGACCCUGGGCUGCGGCCUCUGCGGCCAGAGCUUCGCGGGUGCCUACGACCUGCUCCUGCAUCGCCGCAGCCACCGGCAGAAGCGGGGCUUCCGCUGCCCGGUGUGCGGCAAGCGCUUCUGGGAGGCGGCCCUGCUGAUGCGCCACCAGCGCUGCCACACGGAGCAGCGGCCCUACCGGUGCGGCGUGUGUGGCCGAGGCUUCCUGCGCUCCUGGUACCUGCGGCAGCACCGCGUGGUGCACACGGGCGAGCGGGCCUUCAAGUGCGGCGUGUGCGCCAAGCGCUUCGCGCAGUCGUCCAGCCUGGCGGAGCAUCGGCGGCUGCACGCGGUGGCCCGGCCCCAGCGCUGCGGCGCCUGCGGCAAGACCUUCCGCUACCGCUCCAACCUGCUGGAGCACCAGCGGCUGCACCUGGGCGAGCGCGCCUACCGCUGCGAGCACUGCGGCAAGGGCUUCUUCUACCUGAGCUCCGUGCUGCGCCACCAGCGCGCGCACGAGCCGCCGCGGCCCGAGCUCCGCUGUCCCGCCUGCCUCAAGGCCUUCAAGGAUCCUGGCUACUUCCGCAAGCACCUGGCGGCUCACCAGGGCGGCCGGCCCUUCCGCUGCUCCUCCUGCGGUGAGGGUUUCGCCAACACCUACGGCCUCAAGAAACACCGCCUGGCCCACAAGGCCGAGGGCCUCGGGGGGCCUGGAGCAGGGACGGGCACCUUGCCCGGGAAGGAUGCCUGACCAGGGCGGGGGGGGGAGUGCUUCCCAUCUGCCACUCCAAUCAGGUGUCCCCUUUCGGACUCGCCCCUUCGGGAGGCUGAUCAGACUCUUUCCCCUCCUCUCUUUGUCCCAUCCAUCCUUCAGAACUUCAGACAGACUAGCCUCCUUCAAGGCCCAUGUCAUGCAAACGCAAGCCUGAACCACUCCCGUCUGGACCUCUCUGGCCCCCUUCUCCUCCUAUCAGGACUCUGAACUUGAUCCUCCGUCCAGCCCCGUUUUGUAGCCCUCAUCAGCCCCCUGCCCCAGCAGCUGUUCGGUCCCCCAAUAAGCUUGGUGGAGAUGGGCCUGAACUGCCCCUCCCCCUUCCUUUGGAAUCUGGCCGGACAGUGGAGUACGAGCAGUUUGGGAGGGCACAAGGGGGGACUGGGCGCUCUUG
Messenger RNA from Mesoplodon densirostris (Blainville's beaked whale), 5149 nucleotides. It is a transcript of the gene ZNF865, whose product is annotated as zinc finger protein 865. Bases 1402 to 4734 code for a protein of 1110 amino acids. The transcript has 2 exons. The record is from RefSeq and is a predicted model, not a curated record. Lineage: Eukaryota; Metazoa; Chordata; Mammalia; Artiodactyla; Ziphiidae. Gene Ontology annotation, biological process: regulation of transcription by RNA polymerase II. Gene Ontology annotation, molecular function: RNA polymerase II cis-regulatory region sequence-specific DNA binding; DNA-binding transcription factor activity, RNA polymerase II-specific.